Messenger RNA from Adelges cooleyi (spruce gall adelgid), 3172 nucleotides. It is a transcript of the gene smo, whose product is annotated as protein smoothened. The transcript has 12 exons. The coding region runs from base 325 to 2766 and encodes 813 amino acids. Gene Ontology annotation, molecular function: patched binding; transmembrane signaling receptor activity. The record is from RefSeq and is a predicted model, not a curated record. Lineage: Eukaryota; Metazoa; Arthropoda; Insecta; Hemiptera; Adelgidae. Gene Ontology annotation, cellular component: dendrite; plasma membrane; cilium. Gene Ontology annotation, biological process: commissural neuron axon guidance; positive regulation of smoothened signaling pathway; smoothened signaling pathway.
UAACAUUUGUAAGGGCAUCCGGCAUAUGCGAUAGCGGGUGGACCACACACGUGGUCUGUACUCUCAGUCUCCCUACCCGUCAACUGUUGAGCUGACGGCCAUUGCACAGUACGUUCAAUGACGGCACUUGUCGUUAAGUCAAUGUAUUGAUGUUUGCUAACUUUAUUGUUUCGACCAGUAUGUUAGAAUUUGCUAAUUUCAUCGACAAUAAUCAUUAUCAUGGAUAUCCUAGUGCGUUGUGUUGUAAGAUAGUUUUGGCAGUGGCCAGUAUUACAGUUAAACGAGUUACACAUGUGCUGAAGCAUCUUUAAACAAGAGUCGAUUAUGAGGAUCAACAAAUUGAAACUGUUAAAUUACCAUAUCGUUUUUUUACUUCAACUUCUGAUAUGCAUUCCUCAAGUAUGGAGUUUGCUGAAAUCCAAAAGCAAACUUCAAUACUGCGAAAAAACUCAGUCGAAAUGUGUAGUUACGAAUUAUACGAUGUGUCUUGGUGUAAAACUACCAUACAACUCAACUUCUAUAGAUCUUGUUUCAGACGCUGAUACUCUUGAAGAAGCUCAAGAAAAGUUACACUAUUGGCAAGGACUCAAGAAGGUUCCAAAAUGCUGGGCAGCUAUUCAACCACUUUUAUGUGCCUUGUACAUGCCUAAUUGUGAAAACAAUAGCAUUCAUUUACCACCUCAGGAAAUGUGUAAAUUGAUUGAAAAUCAUUGUCAAAUAUUGAAAAUAGAAAAUUCUUGGCCAUCAGAAUUUAAUUGUGACAAUGAAACUUUGUAUCCUCCAAGAUUAUGCAAGAACGAUAUACGUGAAUUAAAAUUUAACUCUACUGCUGGCCGAUGUGAAUCCCCACUUGUACAGACUUAUAGACCCGAAGCAUAUCAUUAUCCUAAUUUUGAAGGCUGUGAUCUUCAGUGUUAUGAUCCUUUAUUUUCAAUGGAUGAACAUCGGCAAAUACAUAAUCUAAUAGCGUGGACUGCCACAAUUGCUGGCAUAUGUAAUACUUUUGCUAUUCUCACAUUUAUGAUAGAAUGGCAAUCUUUAAAUCGUUAUCCAAAUAUCGUCAUUCUUUAUAUAAAUGUUUGUUUUCUGUUCAUUUGUUUUGGAUGGUUAUCUCAGUUUUGGUCUGGAGCAAGAGAUGAUAUAGUAUGCAGAAAAAAUGGAGCAAGAAAAACAUCAGAACCUAGUGAUGAAGACUUAUCUUGUGUAAUCAAUUUUAUAUUUUCUUAUUACUUUUUGAUUGCUGCAUUUAUUUGGUUUGUAAUUUUCACCUAUUCACUUCAUACAACAUUUCAAUCUUUUGGUAAAAUACAAGAAAAAGUUGAUAAGAAAGGUGGAUAUUUUCAUUUAUUAGCUUGGUCUAUACCAUUAGUGUUUUGUGUCGUCGCCAUGGUGAUUGGAGAAAUUGAUGGCGAUAGUGUUACAGGCACUUGUUUUAUUGGUGUCAAUAAUAAAAUAUAUAGACUUUUAUUUGUCCUUGUACCAAUAUCAAUAUCAGUGGGAAUUGGAUUAUUUUACUUAAUUCGUGUACUAUUUGGCCUUCUAGCAUUAAAAAAAGAAAGCACUCAAGUUAUUUCUAAACUAGCUAAGUCAAAAAUUCAUUCAGCAGCAAUUAAAGUUGUCAUGUUUAUGAUCCUCAUUAUAAUAUUUAUAUCAUCAAUGUUUAUGUGUUACAUACAUGAAUAUAGUAAUGAUCAAUUAUGGAAAGAUAGUCUCAGAAAAUAUAUUGUGUGUAAAUUAGGAAUAAUACCAGACACAGAUGUUGCUAGUUGUCAUAUUGAGUUUAGGCCUAGUGUUUCAAAAAAACAAUUGUAUAUUUUAGUGCUGUUUGGUAAUGGAGUACUCAUGUCAUUUUGGGUAUGGACAAAUCAAAUUGGAAAUGCAUGGCGAGAGUGUUUGAUUAGAUGGCUUAAAAAGUGGCGAGGGCAAGAGCAAAGAAAUCAAGAUUCAACUAAAUAUAAUAAACAUAAAUUAAUUGCAAGUGCAUUUGCAAAAAGACAUCAACUGAAUAGUGACGAUUUUACUGUUACUUUUUCAAAAGAAGAUCCUUUUGGUAAUUUAUUCAUAAACGGGUUGGUCUUUGGUCUAAAUAGCAAUUUAACAGACAAUAUUAGUUCUACUUGGGCUGCAGCAUUGCCUAAAUUUAUACGACGUCGCGGUGCUCUGACUGGUGAAGAACAACUCUCAAAAUCAUCUUCAUACAUGCAUUCUGAUUCAGAGAUUAGUUAUAGUAUGUGUAGAAUUUCAGUAGAAUCUCGAAGUCAUUCAUUAGACUCUACUAUAUCUGUGAAAGCAUUUGAAAUGACAAGAAAAGUACGUCGGUUUUCUAAGCAUACUAAGAAAAAGCAUAAACGUGGUAAUAAGUUGGUAUGUAAACUACCUUCAUCUCAAAAAGGUAGUGUUACGUCACAGGAUAUAAAUCAAUUAAUGUUGACGUUUCCUGCAUUCCAAAAUGUUUUUUCAUUACCUGAUGUCACAUCUCAAGCAGCUCCUGUUCCUAAUUUAGAAAGGAGAGAAGCAUCAGCGGGCAUUGACGAGGGACUUAAAGAGCAAAUGAAAACUUUAAGAAAUAUUUCUAUGUCAUCUCUUAACUUAGUAAAUAGUAAAUUGCUACAAAUGAGCCUUAAAGGAUUAAGUGGUAGUGAUCAAUCAGAACAGUUUAUGCUAGAAGACUACUUUAAAUGUGAUAAUAAUAGUUUGUACAAACCAGUAGCAUUGAUGGACAGUGAUGAUGGACAGAAAUUAUCUGACAAAACUGACUCUGAUUGAAGUCAUGGAUGUAUUUUUUCCUAAAUUAAUUAGGAAUAUAGUUCCUAAAUUGAACGAGACUGAUUGUCAUUAACUAUGUGCUCAAUAUUUAUUGCUUUUGUACCAUUGAAGUAACAAUUUUCAGAAUUGAUUACAAUUUGUAUUAAGAUUUUGUAUAAAAUUGAUGGGACAUAAUAACUUGGCACAUUUAUUUUUAUACUACCAUUUAUAACUACCCCCCCCCCAAUUUUAAAUACCUUUAAAAUUAUAGGUUGUAGUGAUUUUUAUACCUAAGUUAAUAAUUGAACUUUUAAAUUGUUACUAAAAAUUAUGGUUAUUUAAGUUAUAAUAAUUGAUUUUAAAAUAGUUUUGUUCAAAAAUGUUUGCUAUAUUAUUGGCUACUUGAUUUUAUUAACACAUUGUAAAU